GAUUUAACUUUUGUUAUUGUGUUGCGUUUCAAUGAUAAGAAGACUCUUAUCAACGUGACACCCGAAAUAAGGUACAAAAUCGGCAAAUUCAGUCUGUAAUCUGCUCUGAACCAAUUAAUACGACCUUUGAGUUAACCCUCCCGAAAAUGUCCUCCGAACUCCGCUACUACUAUGACCUAAUGUCCCAACCGUGCCGUGCCCUCUACAUCUUCCUCGAAAUGACCAAGAUCCCGUACCGACGCUGCCCAAUCGAUCUCCGCAAAGGGGAACACCUCACCGACGAGUUCCGCGCCAUCAACCGCUUCCCAAAGGUUCCGUGCAUCGUCGCCGGCGGUGACUUCCACCUCGCGGAAAGUGUCGCCAUCAUUCAGUUCCUCACCCGAGAGUAUCCGGAAAUCCCGGACCACUGGUACCCCCGGGAUAGCCGGACGCGGGCCAGAAUCGACGAGUACAUGGCCUGGCAGCAGCACAACUUUAUUUAUGUUUGGCUGAGGCCACGUAUGCUUGGAACGACGGUCCGGCCGGAACGGGCCGAGCAGAUCAAGGACGAGAUGGAGCGCUGUUUGGACUUUAUCGAGCGGGAAUAUCUCGGGCGUGGGAGCAAGUUUAUCGUGGGGGAUGAGAUUAGCGUGGCGGAUUUGUUGGCAGCGUGCGAGAUUGAGCAACCAAGGAUGGCGGGUUACGACCCGUGCGCUGGAAGACCCAACCUGACGGCAUGGAUGGGACGAGUUCGCGAGGUUACCAGUCCGUUCUACGAGCAGGCGCAUGCUGUGGUCAACAAAAUUGCUGCUGCUACCAAUGCUGCGCUGAAUAAACUAUAAGAAUUGGGUCCUAAAAUAAAGCUUAGAUUGCUGAUAUUAUUGUUUACAGCGAUAAAGCUUAUUUUUCUGAGUACAAUGACCCUUUGUACGACCACAAAGAGUUUAAGAUGGAUUUUUAAAUCAAUUUUGAAAAAUUAACCUCGCGGUCCUUCUUGACAGAAAAGCUCCUACUUGACAGCUCGUUCCAAGGGGACCAUAGUCAAUCCAUCGAAAAAAUGCUGACCUGUCAUUUUUUUUUUGUAUUUAAAUGAAAAAAAGUGACCAGAAAUCGUUUUUAAUCGUGUUUUUUACCGUUGUA
Messenger RNA from Culex pipiens pallens (northern house mosquito), 1119 nucleotides. RefSeq names its product glutathione S-transferase theta-1-like. Gene Ontology annotation, biological process: glutathione metabolic process. Gene Ontology annotation, molecular function: glutathione transferase activity. The record is from RefSeq and is a predicted model, not a curated record. NCBI's taxonomy places the organism in Eukaryota, Metazoa, Arthropoda, Insecta, Diptera, Culicidae. Gene Ontology annotation, cellular component: cytoplasm.